Molecule: messenger RNA, 1884 nt
Organism: Thyridium curvatum
Lineage: Eukaryota; Fungi; Ascomycota; Sordariomycetes; Thyridiales; Thyridiaceae
Exons: 5
Coding region: 1-1884 (627 amino acids)
Molecular function (GO): FAD binding
Source: RefSeq, a predicted model, not a curated record
AUGAACGGCCAUACGACACCUUCGACAUCUAGUGCCAUCCCGGAGGAAGUCGAGAUCCUUCCACAGGGGACUGUAUUGAUUGCAGGAGGCGGACCCGUCGGCCUCACUCUUGCGACGGUGCUGGCAUUCUAUGGCGUGAGGAGCGUCGUCUUGGAGAGAAAUGCAACCACUACAAGAUGGCCCAAAAUGGACUUGACCAACGUCCGGUCGAUGGAGCUAUUUCGAAAGCUCGGGUUGGCUGAUGAGCUCCGGAAGCAGGGUGUCCCUACUCACUUGCCGUACCGCGUUCUCAUGUCGACCGGGCUCGGGGCUCCCAAACCAGUCACUGUCUGGGAACAUCUGGGAGUCGACAGAUAUCGCGCAAAGAUCGCCGAGAAUAACGAUGGUACCAUGCCACUGGAACCAUGGCAGAGGCUGUCCCAAGCAGUGUUCGAAAAAUGGCUCAAGGGCAUCUGCGACCGAAACCCUUUGAUCGACCUACGAUUUGGCUGCAAGUUGGAAGAAGUAUCAGAGGUCCAGGAUGGCGUGCGUGUAACGGUCACCGAUCUUCACAGCGACACCCGACACCAGAUUCUGUCUAAGUACCUUAUUGGCUGCGAUGGAGGGUCCAGUCGAGUGCGACGCAGCUUGGAAAUACCUUUGGAUGGUGGUCCCAUGCCCGUCUAUGUUCUUCUCGUUCACUUCAAGUCUCGAGACCUUACACGCCUCCAUAAACAUGGACGCUUCUGGCAUAUCUUCGUUCUCGGUCCCGAGGGGUUGGCUUCGACCUGCAUUGCCCAGAACGAGAAGGACGUGUUCACAACACAUCUGCUGUUGCCUAUAGGAGAGGAUUCGGAUAAGAUAACCUCUGAGGACGCGGUAUAUCGUGCUCUAGGAGGCAUCCACGGCCCAUACCCGAUCAAGAUCGACGAAGUCCUGGUUCGCUCGACCUAUCGGCCGAACAUUGCAAUUGCACGUCGAUAUAGCGGAGCCAGUGGACACGUAUACCUUGCUGGCGAUGCUGCCCAUCAGAAUAUUCCCACAGGAGGCUAUGGAAUGAAUAUGGGCAUUGCCGAUGCAUUCGAACUUGGUUGGAAGCUGGCGGCUACCGUCAAUGGAUACUCCGAGCCAUCUAUCCUACAGACCUACGAGCAAGAACGCAGGCCGACUGCACUAGUUAGCAUCGAGCGAUCCGGGGUGCAUAUGCGAGUGCAUAUGGAGGCCAACAAGCUGCUCGGCGGACGGAUUGGAGAACUCGACGCAAACACCGAAGCUGGGGACAAACUCCGACGGAGUCUGCACGACUAUUAUGAGGCCAAUGACGGCGAGAAUACGGACCAUGGUAUUGAGAUGGGCUACCGUUACAAGUCGAAUAUCAUUGUGCCGGAUGGCACCAAAGAACCUCUCUGGCAGCCGGGCGACUAUGUUGCGACAACCUUCCCCGGAAGCAGAGCUCCCCAUGUUUUCCUACGCGACGGGAGAUCAAUCAUCGAUUCUUUUGGGCCAUAUUAUACGUUGAUCGAGUUUCAAGAUGGCUCAGAGCGAGGAUCGACCCUGCUUCUCGACGCAGCGUGGAAGCACCGCGUGCCCGUCAAGUAUUUGCCUCUGGCCGAAGAAACGCAUGCACAUGCAAUUUACGAAUGUCACUUGGUGCUGGUUCGGCCAGACGGGCAUGUGGCAUGGAGGGCAGACACGGUCAACGAACAGACGGAAGCCAUGCGCGUUCUCGGUCUCAUCUCUGGCCGCACGGUUCCGGAAUCUGAGAGCCAAGAGUCCAAGGAAGUGCACCUCACCAUGGACCCAUCAAAGGUUGGCGAUGGCGCCUUUGCAUUCACGUCAACCUUGACAACCGAAUCACAGACCGCCAAGUUCGAACUAGACAAGAUGGGCGAGUUCCAGACAUGA